AUCAUCAUUUUGUUACUUCAUGGAAACGUAUUUGGGCGAAAUAUACACUGAUAAGAAUGUGAUGAGGGGAUUCUGCCUGCAGGCAAUUGAACAGGGAAGGAAUUCAAAGUUCCAGUGAAAAUUAAAUAAUAGAUCGAAAUCGUCAUGAGCGUUUUCAUAUUCAAAAAGUUCCAAAAAACCCAAAGGAAGAUCGGACGCGGACACACACUGUGAUGGUAAAAAUUUAUAUAUUUAUCAAGGAUGGGCGGAUGGGCCUGAUCCCGAAUCUAACGACAUUUGGGUGUACAAUUUAGCUGGGAAACAAUGGAGAUUAAUAAGAAAUGAAAGUAAUUUGCCACAUUCACAUUAUGAUUCUAUUUUUGGUACUAUUUUUGAAUCAAAUUAUUUAAUUAAUUGCACAUUACGGAAACCUAUAUAUGACGAACUGUCAGUUCGCAAAUGUCGAAUACACAUUUGUAAUCUAAAUACCGAAAGUGUACUUGUCCGAGAGACGAGUGGGCAAAUUCCAUAUCCUUCAUUUCCACAUAAUUUAAUUCGUCAAGGAAAAUAUUUUUAUAGUGUCGGAAUCACGAGAAAUCAUGAAUACUUUUCCGAUGUAUAUAAAUUGAACAUUGAAAAUGGUUUAUGGGAAGUUGUCUAUAUCUGUCAAGGACUUGAUGCCAAUGAACCAGUUGGUAGAAUAGGGCAUACUUUAGUUUAUGAUAACAACAUGAUAUAUAUAUUUUCGGCGAUUUUAGAUGAUUCCAAGCCUGAUGCAUUUUCUUUUGCCACAAUAUCGGCGUUUGAUUUAGAAAAGUGCUGUUGGAAAAAAAUAGAAACUUAUGGUGAUGAAAAUCAAACACCGCAUUAUCCAACUAAAAGAGAAGAUUUCGCGGUAACGAGUCACACUGACCAAGAUUUGGGUGAAAUAAAUGUAAUAAUAUCUGGAGGAAUAAUUGGGUCUAGGAAACACCUCAAUGAUGUCUGGAGAUUGAAUCUCACGAGUUUGAAAUGGACUUGUCUUAAGAAAUUUGGUACUGUCUUACCUCGUCAAGUCUUUUGUAAUUCAAUGACCGUUUCUCCUGAUGGAAAAUUAUUCACAUUUGGUGGAUUUGUUUCUAAUAAGAACGUGGACACGAAGAUUCGCAUUUCUACUGCACAUUCAACUUGGCUCAGGAUUCCCAAACUCACAGAAAUUUGUUGGGAAGCUGUUUUCCAUUACUACCGAAACUUAACAUCAAUGAGUGACAAAGAAAUUAUUUCUCUGGGUAUUCCAUUGCAUUUACUCAAGUCGCGCAUCAAUUAAUAGAAUAUUUAUAAAUAAAUUCAUUGUGUUUAUUUUUUUAUUUAUAACACAGUACAUAAAAUUGUAAUGAUCGGAAAAUUUAUUAGAAACCAAAUUUGUUAUAUGCUCUAAUCGAGCAAUUGGUGAUAGAUAAAUUUAUUAAGAGUAAAGAAUUUUUUUUUUAUAUUCAAAAAUUUUUGCUAUAAUUAUUUAAGAUGAAUAUAAGAUAAGAUAAAUAAGAUAA
Messenger RNA from Microplitis mediator, 1508 nucleotides. Its product is annotated as kelch domain-containing protein 10 homolog. Gene Ontology annotation, biological process: positive regulation of stress-activated MAPK cascade. Lineage: Eukaryota; Metazoa; Arthropoda; Insecta; Hymenoptera; Braconidae. The record is from RefSeq and is a predicted model, not a curated record. The transcript is spliced from 4 exons. Gene Ontology annotation, molecular function: protein binding. Bases 710 to 1285 code for a protein of 191 amino acids.